UCCCAGCCGUGCCAUUUAAUCCGUCAAACAAGCCGGGAUGUUGUUUCCAGCAGUGCCAUUUAAAUGCUGACCCUCCUUCGCCGCGCAAGUCCAGGUUCGACACUCCUCGGUCGUCCGCCAUUCGAACCACCCAGGGGCGCAUAGACAACCGUCAAGAUGGGUUCCCCGACCAACCCUCAAGCACCAAGCUACGAGCCCGUUGGCCUAUCUGAGAAGGAAGAGCUGCUAUCACGCCCGCUCCUUGCUCAUGGCACGCAACCCAGUCCCGGGCAGCGCCUGAAGCGCAAGCUGUCUGUUCUCCUGGCCUCGUGCGCCGUCUCGCUCGCCGUCUUCUUUGCGUUCAACAUGCUUGCGUGCAACGGCACCUUGUUCGGCAUCAAACCGCGUCCGUCCGAACCCUCCACCCCGCAGGCACCGGUCCAAGCCCGAGAAUACCAGUCUUCUUCUUCUUCGGAUGACUGUCCAUGCAAGUCCACGUCCACGGUACCCGACUACUUUAACACCAGCCCAGGCCCGUGGGUUGGAAAGACGGCCACGGGCAAGGCGCCCUUUAUGGCCCAGACGAGAACCUUUGACCAUGCUGCUACCUACGUGCCCAAUGCGCCGCUGCAGACACAGGUGCCGGUUCAGGGCUGGCACCCGGGCAACCUGAGCAUUUUCGGCAUGAUGGGGUUUCUGACGCCUUAUACGCCCUCGACUGGAUUUGGCGUGGAUGAAUGGCCGCUGCCUGAGGGCGCCGAGAUUAUUUGGCUUCAGAUGGUUUCUCGCCAUGGCUCUCGGUAUCCCACUGGAGGCUCAAACGUGGAGUCUUUCGGUGCCCGCCUUGCCAAUGCGACUGGCAAGUUCAACGCUACGGGUGAACUCGAGUUCCUGAACAACUGGAAGUAUCAGAUGGGCACCGAGAUUCUCGUCCCCAAAGGCCGCCAGGAACUGUUCGACUCUGGUGUCCUGCACGCUUACAUGUAUUCGUCACUUUAUGACCCCGAGACCAAGAUCAUCGCUCGUACGACGACCCAGGACCGCAUGAUGAAGUCUGCUGAGAACUUCUUGGCUGGUAUGUUCGGUCUGGAAUGGCCCAACAACGUCACCCUUGAAGUCAUCAUUGAGGGCUCCAAAUUUAACAACUCCUUGGCGGGCUAUAUGAACUGCCCCAAUGAAAGCCAAGACGGUCUUGGAUCUAAGGCCCAGAAUAUCUGGGUCGGCAACUACUUGCAGAAUGCUACUGAACGUUUCUCCAAGCUCGUUACGGGCUAUAACUGGACAGUCGAUGACACUUAUGCCGCCCAGACCAUGUGCGCCUACGACACCGUUGCCAACGGCUACAGCCGCUUCUGCUCCCUCUUCACCUACGAAGAAUGGAUCGGCUUCGGCUACUCCCACGACCUCCAAUUCUACGGCAACAACGCCUUCGGCUCCGAGACCGGCCGCGCCGUCGGCAUCGGCUUCCAGCAAGAAGUCCUCGCCCGCCUCCAAAACCACACCAUCCCCUACUCCGAAACCCAGCUCAACGUGACCCUCGACAACAACACCGUCACCUUCCCGCUCAACCAGUCGCUGUACCUCGACUUCUCGCACGACACCAACAUCGUCUCCAUCCUCGCCGCUUUUGGGUUAACCCAAUUCGAGCAGGACCUCCCUACUGACGCUUACCCGGGCGAACACAAUUUUACGGUGUCGCAGAUUACGCCUUUUGGCGCCCGCUUGGAUAUUGAGAUUAUUAAGACGCCGAAGCCGGUGAAGGCGGAUCGCUCGGGGUAUGAGGAUGAGGGAGAGGAGACGAAGUAUGUCCAUUUUGUGCUGAAUCAACGGACGGUUCCGUUGGGGUGGAGCCAUCCGGAGUGUGAUGCGGAAAGGGUGGAUGGGUGGUGCGAGUUUAAGACUUUCUUGAAGGUGCAGGAGAAGAUGCCGGGGUUGGCGAGGUAUACGGAGGUUUGCUUUGCUGAGGGGGGGAAUCCGUAAGGGAUGUUCGUCAGGGAAGCCCAUGAGGAGCCGGUAAUGAGCCCCUAAGAAGGGGCUCUUUGUUGGCCUCCUGCUUUGGGAUGGAUGAUGCAUUUUCAUGAGUGAUGAUCUAAAGACUGGACGAGGAGUGCAUGUCGUGCGAGAGAAAACAUCUAAGCGUGGAAGGCAUUUUGGUCUACCUCCUGCAAACGGUAAAAGUUUCUAUACUAGAUCUACCUUAGCUCGUUUCAAACUUGAA
Molecule: messenger RNA, 2197 nt
Organism: Neurospora tetraspora
Lineage: Eukaryota; Fungi; Ascomycota; Sordariomycetes; Sordariales; Sordariaceae
Product: histidine phosphatase superfamily
Exons: 6
Coding region: 157-1959 (600 amino acids)
Molecular function (GO): acid phosphatase activity
Source: RefSeq, a predicted model, not a curated record